UCUGCUGGUUAGUCAGCUCUGUGUGAGCAGCUCUGGUCCUCUGAUGAUGAAUGGGCUGUCCGGACCUGCUGACGUCACCGGGAAACCGAGAAACCGGCAGUGAAACAGCAACACACCGACAGGUAAAGGUCCGUCCAGGGUUCGUUCUCCGGCUGGUUUAUCCUGAAGGAAAAAUGAAUUCAAAGGAAGAGAAGUGGAGCGAAUCAUGCAGCAGCCCUGUUUUUGUGCACAACCCACACCUGGAAGGGAUGAAGGAUGACAUCCUCUACCACUUUGGUUUAGGAACCGGAACUCACGACCUACCAGCUAUGUUUGGUGAUGUCAAAUUUGUGUGUGUCGGGGGCAGUCCUUGGAGAAUGAAAUCAUUCACUGAGUACAUUGCUGCUGAGCUCAGUAUUGAAGACCCCAAAUCAGAGUACCCAAACAUCUGUGCUGGAACGGACCGUUAUGCUAUGUACAAAGUUGGCCCUGUACUGUCUGUCAGUCAUGGUAUGGGAAUCCCAUCAAUUGCCAUAAUGUUGCAUGAGCUAAUAAAGCUCCUUCAUCAUGCUUGUUGCACAGAUGUUACAAUUGUACGCAUUGGAACAUCAGGUGGAAUAGGGCUUGAGCCUGGAACAGUUGUUGUCACCAAGCAGUCCAUGGAUGCCACCUUCCUGCCCAAGUUUGAGCAGGUGAUCCUGGGGAGGACGGUGGUGCGCAAUACUGAUCUCGACCCAAGCCUGGCUGAGGAGCUGUUACAGUGCAGCAAGGAGCUCAACCAGUUUGAGACAGUGAUAGGCAACACCAUGUGUACACUGGAUUUCUAUGAAGGCCAAGCCCGUUUGGAUGGUGCCUUCUGCUCCUACACUGAAAAGGAUAAACAGGAUUACCUCAAUAAAGCCAGUGAAGCAGGAGUCUGCAAUAUUGAAAUGGAGUCAUCAGUUUUUGCUGCUAUGUGCAAGCUGAGUGGUCUACGAGCGGCUGUGGUGUGUGUGACUUUACUGGAUCGUCUGAAGGGGGAUCAGCUGAGCAACUCUCCAGAAGUUCUUCACAGUUACCAACAACGUCCUCAGAUACUGGUUGGCAACUACAUUAAGAAGCAGUUAAAGAAAAAAAGCUCUUCGUAGCCAAGUGCAACAGUUAUCACAUUGUUAUGCAAGCAUACAUAAAAAAUGUUGUAUACAUUCUUUCGGAACAAUAGCCAUAUCUUUAAUACCUCCAUCACUAUAUUUUGAAGUUAUGUACUGACUUGUAGUUAUCCUUUGGCAAUGUCUUAAUAUAUUCAUAUAUUUUUAUUUUUAUAUUGUAUUGGCUCUGCCGUCUAAGACCAGUCACUAUUGGGUUUAUACCUGCAUGCAUUCGCACUGGUGAGGAUUUUUUUUCGCACCCUUCCGCUCUGAACAGGUCCCAGUAAUGUCUGCACUUGCCAUGUAUAACAGCUGGGCGACCAUAUUUCAGCUCCCAUUUUCCGUGAGGCUGGCAGUACAGCCUGCACCUGCUCGCAGCAUCAUAGGUGAAGAUGUCUACCAGCAGGGCCACUGGCCAGUCGCUCCUGCUGUGGCCUUGCUUCCCAGAGCUCAGGCCCUCUGAGGAGGCAGCUUUUUAUCGACCCUGGAAGACUGCACCACUAGUGAAAAAAACAAAUAGAAAUGACUGAGCAUGCGAGUGUGGAUAAACCCAAUAAUGGCAGCUCUUUGAGGGCUACACCUACACUCAUAGAAUUUAGAGUCACAAAACGUAACUUAAGUUACUAAGGCACUAUCUAUUAACCGUUAUGUAGCAGCAUAGUCAUCAAAUAUGUCUUAUUUAAGGCUGCCUUUGUUCUAUACAACCUGUUAAGAUUAUUUUUUUUACCUUAAACCUGCAUUAAUUCAGGACUUUUGGUUAGUCUAUGUAUACAAUGGUGCUGUGACAAAAUUACCUGAAACUGUCAUUAUAGAAGUGUUUCACAAAAACAAAACAAAAAAGACUGAUAACUUGUGCCCUUAUGAUGGUAUUGGUUGUGUUCCCAUCCAGAGUAAUUGUAUGCAGAGUGUAUGUUGCAUUGUACAAUAAGGCUAAUGUAAUGUUUCCAGAAGUUUCUUUCAGAACCUAAACACUGUAUCCAAAUGUCAAUCACUUUUUGAGAAGAAAGUCCACUGAAUGUCUUCACACUAAUAAAUGAUCAUGCAGUUGUAUGUUCUGACUCAUUAUAUGUUCGCAACAUCAUACAGCUUUUUUUCAAGAAGCACUAUGUGUAAAGAAGGUUUGUUGCUGUAUGACCAACAUCCAGACUGCUGACUUUUUAAAUA
This is a messenger RNA of Anoplopoma fimbria (sablefish), 2270 nucleotides long. RefSeq names its product uridine phosphorylase 1 (gene upp1). Gene Ontology annotation, biological process: nucleotide catabolic process; uridine catabolic process. Bases 51 to 1106 code for a protein of 351 amino acids. NCBI's taxonomy places the organism in Eukaryota, Metazoa, Chordata, Actinopteri, Perciformes, Anoplopomatidae. Gene Ontology annotation, cellular component: cytoplasm; cytosol. The transcript is spliced from 8 exons. Gene Ontology annotation, molecular function: uridine phosphorylase activity. The record is from RefSeq and is a predicted model, not a curated record.